UGGUUCGUAUAUUUUUGUUAUGCUUGUUGUUUUUGUUUUGGAAAAUGGAUCAACAACUUACACUGAAAAGACUCCAAGAUCGCCAAUAUAUGGAGGUGGAGGGUUUGUUGCAGUCCAUGGAUAUGCCAAGCAGUGGCAGUGGCGAUUUAUUUGACGGCCCCUUACCAUUGGGGGCGGGACGUCAACGUUGCUACACAAUGCCCCAUGUACCACCACCAGCACCGCCCUCCACGCCCACGCUACUCACUAACAACACCACCAUCACCACCACCACCAACAACACCACCAUCAUCGGCAGCACCGCCGCCGGUCACUCGACGAGUGUCAAUUUGAAUGGGAGCAGUAGCAAUAAUGGCACUUGCAAUAGCUCACCCACCUGCUCCACAGGCAGUUUGGUGCCUGUUGAUAAUCAAAUUAAUCACUUCAUCUAUGUGAAGAAUGGCAAACGACGACCUGGACGCUGCGUUGACUCUGAGCUGUCAAAGCUUUUCAAUGCGGUGUCCAUAACAAAUCGUUUGAGUGAUCUCAAGAAUCGAGCCAGCACGCGAGGCAUACUGAAUGCCUCGCGCACCAUAUCCAAGCUCCAUGCUGGCUCGACGACGGGCACAAAGAUCUUUAAAAUUCAUCGCGAUCCAAAAGAUUUUCUACGCGAAACCGAUGAGGAUUCCGUCUCAGCGCCCGAAUAUGAUGAAGAGCAAGAGGAUACCCGCUAUCGUUUCCUAUGGCGGACACGAACAUGUCGUCGUCGGUCCCGUAUGGAACGCAAAUUUGCCCGCUUCGAGCAUCAUGAGCGCAUGGAGACCAUUGUCGACAGUUUUGAUGCGGCCAUGAGGUUUACCGAUGCCGACACCUGAGAGGUUCGGUCCGGUCAGAUCGGUAUAAAGUUGAUGCAGAUGAUUUUUUGGUUGGCCGCCAGCAAACCAGCAAUGUGAUGAAUGUGAAUUUCAAAACUAAAUUAUUUUUAUUACUACAAAACAAAAACAAACAAAACAAAACAAAAAAAAAACACAAAAACAAACAAAACAAGCAACAAACAAAAAAAAAAAAGAACUACUAUUAUUACGAUUAUGAUUAUUACCGCGAUUAUCGACUACCACGAACCGUACUCUGCUGUUCUCUCCAUUACAUUUAGUUGUCCUUGUCCCACAAGGACGAGCAUUUAGUUUAGUUUUCUUAGUUUUUAUUGCCUCUGAUGGCGGAGCAGAUAGAACCGAACCGAUGGAUGGGUCACCGACUUUAGUAUUUUUUGCUCCAUUGAGAAACAACAAAACAAAACAAACAAAAAACCGAAAUGAAACGAUUCCAAUAAUAAAACACAAAAUGCACAAAAACAAUGUGUUGUACUUUGUGAAAAGAAGGUAAAA
Drosophila willistoni is the source of this 1364-nucleotide messenger RNA. RefSeq lists its product as uncharacterized. The transcript has 2 exons. Bases 45 to 854 code for a protein of 269 amino acids. NCBI's taxonomy places the organism in Eukaryota, Metazoa, Arthropoda, Insecta, Diptera, Drosophilidae. The record is from RefSeq and is a predicted model, not a curated record.